UGCGGUGGCAGCAGCUUUGGCUCGGCUCUCUCCGGGUUGCUGCCGACGGGCUUCCCGGUGGUGUCGCUCGCUCGACAGGCCCGGCUUUCGAGGCUUUAAGCGGGCGGGGUGAUGCAGCCUCCGGGCCCCCAGCAGCCCCCACGGCCCCCGCCGCCUCCGCCCCUUUACGCGCCCAACAACGGGGACUUCACUUUCGUCUCUUCGGCCGACGCCGAAGAUCUGAGUGGUUCAAUAGCCUCUGCAGAUGUGAAGCUCAACCUUGGUGGAGGAAAUGGGGAAUUCAUCAAAGAAUCUACUGCAACUACAUUCCUGAGGCAGAGAGGAUAUGGCUGGCUUUUGGAAGUAGAAGAUGAUGACCCUGAAGAUAAUAAACCUCUCUUGGAGGAGCUAGACAUUGAUCUGAAGGAUAUAUACUACAAAAUCCGAUGUGUCUUGAUGCCGAUGCCUUCUCUUGGAUUUAACAGACAAGUAGUAAGAGAUAAUCCUGACUUCUGGGGCCCUCUAGCAGUUGUCCUGUUCUUCUCAAUGAUCUCAUUAUAUGGACAAUUCAAGGUGGUAUCAUGGAUUAUAACUAUUUGGAUAUUUGGAUCCUUGACAAUAUUCCUGUUGGCCAGGGUUCUCGGAGGCGAGGUUGCAUAUGGCCAAGUUCUCGGCGUGAUUGGAUAUUCUUUACUUCCUCUUAUUGUAAUAGCACCUGUGCUUCUGGUGGUUGGAUCAUUUGAUGUUGUUUCUACUCUAAUAAAACUUUUUGGAGUAUUUUGGGCUGCAUACAGUGCUGCUUCGUUAUUAGUUGGAGAAGAAUUUAAGACCAAGAAGCCCCUCCUAAUCUACCCCAUCUUCUUAUUGUACAUCUAUUUUUUGUCCUUAUAUACUGGAGUGUGACCUGCAGUGUUGGCUUUGGACAGGAACAAUGUCUUAGCUUGCCAUGAGGACUGAUGAAAUGUUGCCUGAUUGAAAAUACAAAUGACUGUGUCAUAUCUGGCUGUCAAGGUUUUAGUGGUAAUCCAACUAUAUCUGUGUAUAUUAUUUAAGCAGUUUUAGUUACAUUAGAGAUUUAUAACAGAGUUUUAGGUUGAAGACUUAUUAGAUUUUUAUUGAACAAGGUAAGAACAUUGUGUUUAUAGCCUGAAAUUUCAGCAUAACAGUUUAUUACUUGUGCCAAAUGCACAAGGACCAUAUGAUUAGUAUAUUAAGUUGAAGUGGAAUUCUGAUUACUGUUAAUAGUUCAUUUCUUACUUUCAACACAGCAUAUUCUGUAGAUAUAUUUAUGAAUCAGUCCCGAUUGUUCAGACUUGCCUGUAACCAAGACAUGACCCUUAAUGUGGUGCCUUGCACACUCUUUGAUUUGGCCAUUACGAAUUCUGACUCUUAAAAGUGUUUUAUGUGCAUCUGUAUGUAGGUUUAGGUUAUUUUCUUGUUGAAGCAGGGUUAUAGAUGCAUAACAAUUUGAGCAUCCAUCAUUGUUUUUUGAUAAAAUUGUAUGUAUGCCAUAGAACAUUUUUACAGUGUUGAUUUGGAAAUCUUUAUGAUAGUGGUGAUAAAUGGGGAGAAAGGUUUCAAUAAAUCUUACAGUUCUGAACCAAAUCUUAUAAUGGAAUAAACAAUCCUUCUCCAAAACUGUACUUGUUUUUAUAACACCUUGUUUUGCUGUUUUGACCUAUUACUGUUCAGUGUGGGGUAAUGUACUACUUUUUAUAGUAAAAUGGCACUCCUUAAUAUGAGAUGAUACCUGAUGAAGAAUGGCAGCAGUUAGACUUUGAUUGGCAACAGAAUUAAACUUGUGUUUUGAUGACCAGGAUAAUUUUGUCUUGGCUUAAGAAUAUUAUGGAAAUGGCUGUUUAAUAUUGGCCCAAGAUUAACUUUUCCCCACCGAGAAAACUUAAAAUUAUAGUCUUAA
Lacerta agilis (Sand lizard) is the source of this 1897-nucleotide messenger RNA. RefSeq names its product Yip1 domain family member 4 (gene YIPF4). NCBI's taxonomy places the organism in Eukaryota, Metazoa, Chordata, Lepidosauria, Squamata, Lacertidae. The transcript has 6 exons. Bases 112 to 882 code for a protein of 256 amino acids. Gene Ontology annotation, biological process: vesicle fusion with Golgi apparatus; endoplasmic reticulum to Golgi vesicle-mediated transport. The record is from RefSeq and is a predicted model, not a curated record. Gene Ontology annotation, cellular component: trans-Golgi network; membrane.